Molecule: messenger RNA, 1915 nt
Organism: Punica granatum (pomegranate)
Lineage: Eukaryota; Viridiplantae; Streptophyta; Magnoliopsida; Myrtales; Lythraceae
Source: RefSeq, a predicted model, not a curated record
UUAGUGAGUCCUCUCCCUUCUCCCCUCCUCAACGUCUCCUCCCUCCUGCGCCUGCAAAAAUAAAGAGAGAAUCUAGAGAUAGAGAGAGAGAGAGAGGGAAGGAAGGAAACGGAAUAAGAGGAAGAACAGAGAAAUCCUCUCUGAUAAGUUACAUUCGUCUCAUCAUCAUCUCUGUUUCUCUCUCGCUCUCUCUCUGUGUCUGCGUCUGAAUUGGAUUUUGUACUGUUCGGGUAAUUAUAAGCGUAUUCGAUCGGUUUUGUCCGUUUCUUCGUCCAUGGCUUCCUCAUAAGGAAGUUGGGGGGAGUUGGAGGUUGUUUCGUUCUGAGGAGCGGGAAGAUGUCUCUGAAGAGCAGAGCAGAGCCGCCUUCUUCUAGCUCCAGAAGUGUGCUCUCCAAGAAAUGGACUCUGCUGCUCUGCGUCGGCUGCUUCUGCGCUGGAAUGCUCUUCACUGAUCGGAUGUGGAAUGUGCCCGAUUCGAAAGGGAUCACCCGAACGACCUCCGUGGAAGCUGAGAAAUUGAAAUUAAUUUCAGAAGGUUGCAAUCCACCAAGUCUGCAUCAGAAGGAAGUAAGGCGGGACUCUAAGGAGAUCAUCGGGGAAGUCUUCAAGACUCAGAAUGCCAUUCACACGUUGGACAAGACCAUUUCGAACCUGGAGAUGGAAUUGGCAGCAGCAAGAGCUGCACAGGAGUCUGUACUUAGCAGAUCUCCUCAGUCAGAGGACUCAAAAAUGAACCGGCCAUCUAGAAGGAGAAGGUAUCUUAUGGUAGUAGGAAUAAAUACCGCUUUUAGUAGCCGGAGACGAAGAGAUUCGGUUCGAGCUACAUGGAUGCCUCAAGGUGCAAAGAGAAAGAGGCUGGAAGAGGAGAAAGGCAUCAUUGUUCGCUUUGUAAUCGGUCAUAGUGCCACACCUGGGGGUAUCCUUGACAGGGCCAUAGAAGCAGAGGACUUGAAACAUGGAGAUUUCCUUAGGCUGGACCAUGUUGAAGGGUAUCUCGAGCUAUCUGCCAAGACAAAGAUUUAUUUUGCUACUGCUGUUUCUUUGUGGGAUGCAGAUUUUUAUGUCAAAGUCGAUGAUGAUGUCCAUGUAAAUAUUGCCACACUGGGAGAAACUUUAGUUAGACAUCGACCCAAACCACGAGUAUACAUCGGGUGCAUGAAGUCUGGUCCAGUACUAUCACAGAAGGGAGUGAGAUACCACGAACCCGAGUACUGGAAAUUUGGCGAGUCAGGGAAUAAGUAUUUCCGUCAUGCUACAGGGCAGCUCUAUGCCAUUUCGAAAGAUUUGGCAACAUACAUAUCAAUUAACCAGCAUGUGCUGCACAAGUAUGCCAAUGAAGAUGUCUCGUUAGGUUCUUGGUUCAUAGGACUUGAUGUGGAGCAUAUAGAUGACCGGAGACUAUGCUGCGGCACUCCACCAGAUUGCGAGUGGAAGGCUCAGGCAGGCAACAUCUGUGUUGCUUCAUUCGAUUGGACCUGCAGCGGGAUUUGCAGAUCCGCAGAUAGAAUCAAGGAAGUCCAUCGGCGGUGCGGUGAAGGUGAAAAUGCUCUAUGGAGUGCGACUUUCUGAGGCUAGAAAGCUUCUAUUUCUUCCCGACUCAGGAGGAAAACAGAGCAUGAUUACAGAUUCACGUCAGCUCGUCUUAGAAUCCUCUUUUUGGCACUUCGUAUAUAUAGAAGUAAUUUCACAUUAUAGAGAGACAGAGACAGAAGGGCUUUGCUUUGUGACCACCUCCAUUUUAUUCUCGAGAAAGUGGCCAUAAGUGGCCAGACAAAAGGGAGGAAACCCCGCAACCCAUUCUUUGAUGCUUUGGAGGCUAAUCGGUUUGUAAUUUACUGUUCCACAGAGGCUAACAAAGCUACUAAUAAAGAGAAAUUUGAUGUUGUGGCAUGCGCGCCCUUGUCUUUCGAGUUCA